AUGGUUCCAUCAGGAGGCGGAGCUUUCAUUCACCUGUUCAAUGGUUGUGGUUCUCAGAGCCUAAAGGAGGCGGAGCUGCAGCCGGGGGAGCCAAUGGCAGUGCAGCAGGAAGUCCUUCAGAGGGAAAGACUGAUUAUUAUUGUAUAUAAUAUAUUAUUAUUGAUUUCUGUCUCCUCAGCUCCUCCGGUUCCGGUGCAGCCGUCGGCGGCAGCGUUGAGAUCUGCGGGCAGAGAAGCCCCGCCCCCUCCUCCGUACAGGACACAUGAUGAUUUUGAGUCCAAGUAUUCGUUCCAUCCUCUGGACGACUUCCCUCCUCCAGAAGAGUACCGACACUUUGCCAAGAUCUACCCCAGCAAGGCCAACAGAGUGAUGAGAGGAGCUCCUCCACUGCCUCCUGUUGGGAGGUGAAGGGCUGCAACACACACACACACACACACACACACACACACAGAGACACACACAGACACAGCCCCCCUCCGUUCUGUGUGAUGACAUCAUUGUGCAGCCUCCAGCCUCCCUCGCCGCCUCGUUUACGCUCACAGCUGAUUGUUGGAGGAGAGGAAUGUGAUGAAAACGUUCAUCUACAGCUUCUUCUUUUUCUCUGGACAGCAUGAACAACUUUAGAUGUUUUAGUUCUCUUUUUGCACUUGCACUUUUUGUUUGCGAGACCUACGAGCGAGGUGAAGGAAGGAAGAAGAGGAACAAAUGCUGCUGGACUUCAGUGAUUGAGUUCUCCUGGAUGGAGGGAUGACAAACAGAAAAUGAAGGAGUGUGUUCCUCUCUUUCUGUGUCAGACCAUCAGUUCACAGCUGCAGACGAAAGCCACAAACUGUAAACUGUCGCAGGUUCAAAGGAGGCAUCAUUUUAAAAGUCUUAAUAUUAUGAGAGUUAAGUUUUACUUUGUUACUAAUUUACAAAACUAUUACACUAUAUUACAAAUAUCAAGACUUCCUGAUAAACAUAACGGAGUCACCUGUUGGUCUGUGGACUGCUGUUCUGAAGCCUUUGAGGCAUUUUGGACAUGGCCAUCUUGGUUUUUGGGAACCAGAAGUGGCCGUAUUUGGACAAAAAGGCAGAGCUGGGGAGGAUGACACAGCCAAGCCAGUUAUGGUUGUCAUGGCGCUGUGCUAAGCUAAAUGCUAAAAAAAGGGAAAGUUGCUGAUUUUCGACCCUUCUGAAGCGAGGCAACCAGCGGAGAUUUAAGAGCAACAUGUCCAAGGUAACUCUACUGAAGUGAGAAGGUCAAAGGUUAAGAUGUAAACAGGGACAACAGCCACUAACAACUUGAGUCUAUUUUGAAUGUCCCCAGGUUAGCAUUGGUUAGCAUCGCAAAGCCUCUGCUCUGAUUGACAGGUCCUAAAGCGUCCCCUGCUUUAUCCUCUAUUUAACAAUAAAUGGGAGCAUCGUUUACUAGAUGAACAUUAUGCUGUAUAGAAGAAGACUUGAAACCAGCGACUGAGACCAUGAACUCAUUAUAAAAAUGUUUUGCGUGUAAAUACUUCCCCUGCAUCAUCAGCGCUUUAUUUUGGCGGGGCGUGGCCUCCGAGAGUCUUUAAGUGCCAAGAUGGACGA
Messenger RNA from Sander lucioperca (pikeperch), 1572 nucleotides. RefSeq names its product WAS/WASL-interacting protein family member 2-like. The coding region runs from base 1 to 408 and encodes 135 amino acids. NCBI's taxonomy places the organism in Eukaryota, Metazoa, Chordata, Actinopteri, Perciformes, Percidae. The record is from RefSeq and is a predicted model, not a curated record. The transcript is spliced from 5 exons.